Arachis duranensis is the source of this 462-nucleotide messenger RNA. RefSeq names its product protein VASCULATURE COMPLEXITY AND CONNECTIVITY-like. The record is from RefSeq and is a predicted model, not a curated record. Lineage: Eukaryota; Viridiplantae; Streptophyta; Magnoliopsida; Fabales; Fabaceae. The transcript is spliced from 3 exons. Bases 25 to 462 code for a protein of 145 amino acids.
UUCCUUUCUCUCCUGAUUAUAAUCAUGGAUGUUGUAGCUGGGAUUCUUGGCUUGCAGGCUGAAAUUGCACAAAAAAAGGGUCACCAUGUAAACCUGUAUUUAGUGGAGUGUAAACAACAAAGUCAGAAAGCCUUUCAAAUGGGGUUCGCUGCAUUGAUAGUUUUGGGGAUAGCCCAUGCUAUAGUCUGUUUAUUGGCUGUCUUCAGUUGCUUUUGUUCUCGACAAGGCCUUGUCAUGGCUUAUUUUAUCAAGCAAAUCUCCAUGGUUCUCCUGCUUUUAGCAUGGAUUACAUUUGCUAUUGGAAUGAUCUUGCUGCAUUUCGGGACAAAAUCAAACCACCAUAAAAAACGUUCUUGUGGAUUCUCAGAUCAUCACUUCUUGUAUAUUGGUGGCAUUUCGUGUUUUGUUCAUGGCGCAUGCUCAGCUUUGUAUUAUGGUUUUACCGCGGUCACAAUUAUUUAA